Messenger RNA from Gastrolobium bilobum, 2106 nucleotides. RefSeq lists its product as uncharacterized. The transcript is spliced from 12 exons. Bases 237 to 1835 code for a protein of 532 amino acids. The record is from RefSeq and is a predicted model, not a curated record. NCBI's taxonomy places the organism in Eukaryota, Viridiplantae, Streptophyta, Magnoliopsida, Fabales, Fabaceae.
UGUAUGGGUUGAAGUGUUUGUAUAAGUGGGUCUUCUUUCUACAAUUUCACUCAAACAAAUGCUUGAUCUCACUUGUACCAACACUCCCUUGUGUACAAAUUUAAACCCCAAAAUUGGGAGGGCAAUGGCAUCAGGUACACAAGAUUCUGGGGAGCAAAAAUUACCACCCCAAACUCAAAGGUUGCAAAUUUACUCCAAUACAAAUACUGGGGUCUCCCCCUUUUGGAGAGAAAAGUAUGAAAGAGAAGCCAAGAGGUAUUGGGAUGUGUUCUACAAGCGCCACAAGGACAGAUGAUGAUGCCUUUCUUCAGUUUUUCAAAGAUCGGCACUACUUGGAUAAGGAAUGGGGCGCUUACUUUUCUGGAGGAGGAAGAAAAGUGAUUUUGGAGGCUGGUUGUGGAGCUGGAAAUACUAUCUUUCCUGUGAUAGCAUCUUAUCCAGAUGCUUUUGUUUAUGCCUGUGAUUUCUCGCCACGAGCUAUUGAGCUGGUUAAGAUGCAUGAAGACUUCAAGGAGUCCCAUGUUAACGCUUUUGUCUCAGAUUUGACAGCUGAUGAUCUGUGCAAAGAGAUGCUUCCAUCUUCAGUUGAUAUUGUUACAAUGAUAUUUAUGUUAUCUGCAGUGUCUCCAGAAAAGAUGCCUCUAGUUUUGCAAAAUGUUAGAAGAGUUAUCAAGCCAAAUGGAUAUGUGCUGUUCCGAGACUAUGCUACUGGAGACCUUGCUCAGGAAAGAUUCUCUGGCAAAGAUCAAAAGAUUAGUGAUGACUUUUAUGUUAGAGGUGAUGGCACUCGUGCCUACUAUUUUUCAAAUGAGUUCUUGACAAAUUUAUUCAUAGAAAAUGGUUUCAAUGUUCACAAACUUGAUGUUUGCUGCAAACAAGUUGAGAACCGCUCAAGGGAGUUGAUAAUGAAUCGGCGUUGGGUCCAAGCUGUAUUUCGCGUUUCAGAUGGUUCCAACUCUUCUUCCUAUAAAGAAGAUGAGGCCAAUCAUCUUGAUACUGAUAAUAUUGCUAAGGAAAUCAAGCAAAAUAAUUCGAAUGGUGGUUUAAAUGACUCAGCAAUUGACUUGUCUGAGGGUGUGGCAGCUGACAUGUUUGGAGUCUUACCUUCCAGUGAGUAUGAGGUUAUUGAAAUCAACCUUAGAGGCUGGAAUUUCAAGAUUAGUUUACUUUCAAAAGAGUACCAACAUACCUGCAAAUCAACGGGUUUGAUGCUAUGGGAAUCGGCUCGGUUGAUGGCUUCUGUCCUUGCCGAAAAUCCCAAUAUUGUUGCAGGAAAAAGGGUCUUGGAAUUGGGGUGCGGCUGUGGGGGAAUCUGCUCCAUGAUUGCUGCUAAGUAUGCUGAUCAAGUAGUUGCUACUGAUGGAGAUGGUUUUGCUCUUGACCUUCUGGCCAAAAAUGUUGCAUCUAAUAUCGAGCCACCAUUACUGACUAAACUAUCUACAAAAAGACUGGAAUGGGGAAAUAGGGACCACAUAGAAAGCAUAAAGGAAGUGAAUAAUAUAGGGUUUGAUGUUAUAAUGGGCACAGAUGUGACAUACAUUCCUGAAGCUAUAUUGCCUUUGUUUGCAACUGCAAAAGAACUUAUUGCUGCCAGUGGAAGCAGUCAAGAUGAUAAUGUUCCUGUACUAAUUCUUUGCCAUAUCUUUCGCCGUGUAGAUGAACCAACCUUGCUUUCUGCUGCAGCACAAUUCGGGUUUAGAUUACUAGACAAGUGGCCUACUGGAAUUUCAACUAAUUUGUCUCAAAGCAUUAUUGGCAAUUGGUUCAUAGACAAUGGUUUAAAGGAUGAUCUUCCUAGUACUGCAUUAAACAUUUUGCUCUUCUGCAAGGAGUGAAGUUUAGUUUAGUACUCUAGCUUGAAUGCAAGUUGGUUUCUUGAUUAUUCUGUUUAUUACAAUAAAAAGUGAGAAGUAGAAUACAAUUUUUAAGUUGAUUCAUUUAAGUACUUAACAAUCCGUUUGGACUAAUUUGUAGAUUUUAUGUGGCAGCCUGGGAUGGUUGUUGAGGAGAGUUUUGUUUAUGCCUAUUUUUGUUGUUCUUUUUAAAUUUCAUUGUUUUGCUCUUCACUUGGGGUGCCAUACAUAUGAACACGUGGUUGGAAAUGCA